Drosophila mauritiana is the source of this 192-nucleotide messenger RNA. RefSeq lists its product as uncharacterized. The record is from RefSeq and is a predicted model, not a curated record. Bases 1 to 192 code for a protein of 63 amino acids. The transcript is spliced from 2 exons. Lineage: Eukaryota; Metazoa; Arthropoda; Insecta; Diptera; Drosophilidae.
AUGCUGCCAUCCACAGAGGUCCUCCGGCGAUGGCGUGUAUCUUGUAUCUGCAGAUGCAGUACGGCCUGCAACAACAGCGCCAACGUGCCAUGCAAAAUUGAUGGUUUCGUUGGGUGUUGGGUGGUUGUGGGGAUUAAGUGGCUGCUUUAUGGGCGACCAAGGAGCAGGACAUCCAGGGAGCUAAAAACAUAG